AGGGAACAACUGCUGUGCUCAAAUAACGUGGUAAUUCUAUUCAAGACAUGACUUCUAGUGUCUCAAGUCGCAGCACUGGCUCAUGCCUAAUCUGCAGGCUCCGUCGCAAGAAAUGUAGUGAACCGCUAGCUGGCGAGGCCUGUGUGGCGUGCGCGGAGUAUCGUCUACCCUGUUUAUCUAAACAAGGACGGUCCCUAUCGGCUGCCCAGGAGACAUCCCAGGGUGCCAAGAAAGCGCGUCGCGAGAUAAACCAGGCAAUUAAGUCCCGGGAUUCUCGGGACGGACCACAUUGCCGUCAACAAGGGAAUUUCUGGAAUCACUAAACCUUCCUAUCGAAUCAGAGACAUCGCUCGCAACCCCCAGGGACACCGUCUGGGACGAAGAUACGCUCGAAGAAGCAAAUGACACGAUAUCGUUCAUGACGGGGGAAAGCGCAAUUCAUGACCCUGUUGCAAUGGAUGAUGAACUCCCUCCUCAAAUUGACGUACUAUUUCCGACACCAAAUGCUCUCGAAGCAACUGGCCUGGUUUUUCACGUGCUCGGGCAAUGUCAUUGCGGCCAAUAUCAUGAUAAUUGACGGCCCGAACCAUACUUGGCCAGGAAAACGUGUAGGGCACCUAUUCUGUAUUUUUUUACCUAUGUGUUCGACUAUGUUAUAUGGUGGUCCUUUCGGAAAUGCAUAUU
Molecule: messenger RNA, 684 nt
Organism: Cantharellus anzutake
Lineage: Eukaryota; Fungi; Basidiomycota; Agaricomycetes; Cantharellales; Hydnaceae
Exons: 5
Coding region: 48-323 (91 amino acids)
Biological process (GO): regulation of DNA-templated transcription
Molecular function (GO): zinc ion binding; DNA-binding transcription factor activity, RNA polymerase II-specific
Source: RefSeq, a predicted model, not a curated record